This is a messenger RNA of Oryzias melastigma (Indian medaka), 3267 nucleotides long. Its product is annotated as protocadherin beta-16. Lineage: Eukaryota; Metazoa; Chordata; Actinopteri; Beloniformes; Adrianichthyidae. The coding region runs from base 678 to 3089 and encodes 803 amino acids. The transcript is spliced from 2 exons. Gene Ontology annotation, molecular function: calcium ion binding. The record is from RefSeq and is a predicted model, not a curated record. Gene Ontology annotation, biological process: homophilic cell-cell adhesion. Gene Ontology annotation, cellular component: plasma membrane.
UAUAUUAGUAUAUGUUAAGGUUUUUGUAAGCAAAUUUCUUUUACAGAUAUUUUACUUCCCCCAUUACUCCACAUUUUUUAUACUUUUUUAAAAUUAUUAUUCAGGUCAAUCUCUACAUGAUGCAAGUGUUUUUAUGGCAUUUGUGAUUUAUAGCUAUCCUGUCCAGGUUGCAUUUACCAACAUUAAGUUCCGUGACCUAUUUUAUAUUAUGCUAUUUAAUGAUUGGUUGUACUAUUUUUUUCAUAUUAUUUUUUCUGGGUAGGGGUCUUAUCUCUUUACAUUUAUUUUUUAUUUUAUAUAAAUUCACAAACGAAACAUUUUUUUUAAUAAACCAUCUAAAUUAGAAAUCUGCAGAGCUUUUUCGAUUAUAAAUAUAUUUCAUACCCACGUUGUACUUUUCCAUUUUGAACUCAGAGGGCCGCUGUUGAAUAACGUGUCGCUGUGGCAGACAUGGUUUUGCAGUUGAUCCUCCCAAGUCAUCUCCGCAUUUUAAGGAAACAAAGAAGAGGGAGCUCCUGUUUCACAGAAAUGCUCGAUGCUGGACAGUGACGCGUUGUCCCUCUUCAAUCCUCUGGAAUAUAAAAGAAUAAUUCAUCUUUUUUGACGAAGGACUUAUUUGAUUCAUCGCUGUGAUCUCACGACCGCUUUGUUUUCGACUGCGUCAGGCGGACGUAACAAUGGAGCGGCAAGUACUGUUUUACAUCAUGGUCUGUUCUCUGUAUGCAGCCUCUGGUCAAGUGAGCUACUCUAUUCCCGAGGAAAUGGCAAAGGGCUCGGUGGUUGGAAACAUAGCGCGGGAUUUGGGUUUAGAUGUGAAAAGAUUAAAAUCAGGCAAAGCCCGUUUAUUUACGAGCGACAGUGCAGAAUUCAUCGACCUAAGCAGAGAAAGAGGAGUCCUCCUCGUCAGGGAGAGAAUCGACAGGGAGGCUCUCUGCAGACAGACUACGCCUUGCGCGCUACAUUUGCAGAUUAUACUGGAAAAUCCGAUGGAGCUUUUCCGAAUCACGAUCGAGAUCACUGACAUUAACGACAACAGUCCGAGUUUUAAAAAUGACGAGAGACGUUUUGAAAUCAGCGAGUCUGCUGUGACGGGAUCGAAAUUUGUGUUAGAGAGAGCGGUUGAUUUGGAUAUUGGCAUAAAUGGUUUGAAAAAUUACAGCCUGAAACCCACGGACAAUUUUAUUCUGAAAACGGAAAGUCAGGCAGAUGGAAGUAAGAAGGUUGAGAUGGUUUUGCAUAAGCCCCUAGACCGAGAGAAAGAGGAGCACAUUUCAUUGCUGCUGAAAGCGGUGGACGGAGGAGAUCCUCCGAUGUCUGGAACGAUGAAAAUACAUGUAACUGUGCUUGAUGCAAACGACAACGCUCCCGUUUUUUCACAGUCAGUUUACAGGGCAGCAAUAGCUGAGAAUUCUGGUAAAGGAACAACUCUAACAACAGUGAGCGCUUCUGAUGCAGAUAAAGGGACAAAUAGUAAAAUUACUUACGCUGUAUCCACUACUAUGGACAGUAUUUCUGAAAUCUUUACAAUAAAUGAAAAAGGUGAAGUAAUUUUAGUGGGUUCCAUUGAUUAUGAAAAAUCAAAAACCUAUCAGAUUGAUGUCGAGGCAAACGACAGUGGUGGUCUCUCUGACUCUAGUAAGAUUAUAGUCGAUAUUAUUGACAUAAAUGAUAAUCAUCCAUUAAUAAAUAUUAUGUCCAAAUCAGAUUCAAUUCCUGAAAACUCUCAGCAGAAUAGUAUUAUAGUCAUGUUCAAUGCAGUUGACCCGGACUCAGGUAGCAAUGGUAAAGUGAAAUGCAGUUUGAGUGAAAACAUCCCUUUUACAAUAACUACUUCACAUGAGUUUUAUAGCAUAGUGACAGACAGUGAGUUAGACAGAGAGACAGCGUCAGAGUAUAACAUCACUGUGACCUGCUCUGAUGAAGGAGUCCCCUCCCUCUCCAGCAGCGUCACUCUCACCUUACAGAUCUCUGAUGUGAAUGACAACGCACCUGUCUUUGAGAGGAGCUCAUAUGAGGCCUACAUUGUAGAAAACAACACACCAGGUGUGUCUAUAUUCACAGUGAAAGCCACAGACGCUGACUGGAAGCAGAAUGCGCGUGUUUCUUACAUCCUGGAGGACUCCUCUGUGAACGGAGUGCCAGUCUCCUCAUAUGUGUCCGUCAGUGCUGACAGUGGAGUCAUCCACGCAGUGCGCUCUUUUGACUACGAGCAGAUCAAAGACUUCCGCUUCUGUGUCAAAGCUCAGGAUGGAGGUUCUCCUCCACUCAGCAGCAACGUGAGCGUGAACAUCCAGAUCCAGGACCAGAACGAUAACCCGCCUCAGGUUCUGUACCCGGUCCAGACUGCUGGCUCUGUGGUGGCUGAAAUGGUGCCUCGUUCAGCUGAUGUGGGCUACCUGGUGACUAAAGUGGUGGCUGUUGAUGUGGACUCUGGACAGAAUGCCUGGCUCUCCUAUAAACUGCAGAAAGCCACAGACAGGGCGCUGUUUGAAGUGGGCUCCCAGAAUGGAGAGAUCCGAACUGUCCGCCAAGUGACGGAGAAAGAUUUGCUCAAACAAAGACUGACUGUGAUCGUGGAGGACAACGGGCAGCCCUCUCGUUCAGCUACAGUCAUUGUUAACGUGGCGGUGGCGGACAGCUUCCCUGAAGUGCUGUCGGAGUUCAGCGACUUUCCACACGACAAGGACUACAAUGACAACCUGACUUUUUACUUAGUGCUGGCUCUGGCUGUGGUUUCUUUCCUCUUCAUCACGUGUUUAGUGGUCAUCAUCUCCGUCAAAAUCUACCGAUGGAGACAGUCUCGCGUCCUGUAUCACUCCAGCCUCCCUGUCAUUCCAUAUUAUCCUCCACGGUACUCAGACACUUUGGGCACAGGGACUCUGCCACACACGUACAAUUACGAGGUGUGCAGGACCACUGACUCCAGAAAGAGUGACUGUAAGUUUGGCAGAGCUGGGAGUCAGAACGUGCUGAUAAUGGACCCCAGUUCUACAGGAACCAUGCAGCGGAUGCAGAGUGAGAAGAGCAUCCUGGAUGAACCAGACUCUCCUCUAGAGGUCAGUUGUUUUUCCAUUGAUAUUGGUGAUUAAACUAUUUCAUUUUUCAUUGAAACGGAAGCCUUGUUAUUCAGCACCUUGGAGAGUGACUUGUAAAAGUCUGAAUCAACCAGACUCUUCUCUAGAGCUAUAGAGGUUCAUUGUCAUAUAUUUUGAAACAUGUUUUCUUUUUGACCAUAUUUAUUUUGUUACUGGUAGUUGUGCUGUGGAA